AUGGCUGGGAAUUAUGGAAUGCAACAAUUAAUACCUAUUGUAAAUAAAUUACAAGAUGCAUUCGUGCAAAUGGGCGUGCACAUGUCUUUAGAUCUUCCACAAAUUGCAGUUGUGGGUGGUCAAUCUGCAGGAAAAAGUUCGGUGUUAGAAAAUUUUGUCGGCAGGGACUUCUUACCUCGAGGAUCUGGAAUAGUAACACGGAGACCUUUAAUUCUUCAACUUAUACAUGGAAAUGCAGAAUUUGCAGAGUUUCUUCAUUGCAAGGGCAAGAAGUUUACGGAUUUCAACGAGGUACGCAGCGAGAUCGAAGCAGAAACGGAUCGUGUGACUGGCAGCAAUAAAGGCAUUUCGCCGGUACCUAUUAACUUGCGAGUUUAUUCGCCUAAUGUGCUAAAUCUGACUCUGAUCGAUUUGCCGGGCCUGACGAAGGUGCCAAUCGGCGAUCAGCCCCCUGACAUCGAGCAGCAGAUCAAAGCUAUGAUCUUCCAGUUCAUACGUCGUGAGUCCUGCCUCAUACUCGCCGUCACACCGGCAAACACCGACCUCGCGAAUAGUGAUGCCUUGAAACUUGCCAAAGAGGUGGAUCCGCAAGGUCUCCGAACUAUCGGUGUUAUCACCAAGCUGGACUUGAUGGACGAAGGUACGGAUGCUCGGGAUGUGCUCGAGAAUAAAUUGCUGCCGCUACGUCGUGGUUACAUCGGUGUCGUCAACCGCUCACAGAAGGACAUCGACGGCCGAAAGGAUAUCGCGGCUGCUAUGGCUGCUGAGAGGAAAUUCUUUUUAAGCCACCCGGCGUACCGGCACCUGGCGGACCGGCUGGGCACGCCGUACCUGCAGCGCGUGCUCAACCAGCAGCUCACGAACCACAUCCGCGACACGCUGCCUGGCCUGCGCGACAAGCUCCAGAAGCAGCUGCUCGCGCUCGAGAAGGAUGUCGAGCAGUACAAGCACUUCCGCCCCGACGACCCCUCUAUCAAGACCAAGGCCAUGUUGCAAAUGAUCCAACAGCUUCAGACAGAAUUCGAGAAGACCAUAGAGGGAUCUGGAUCUGCACAGAUCAACACAAAUGAACUGUCGGGUGGUGCUAAGAUCAACAGGCUAUUCCACGAGCGGUUUCCUUUUGAAAUUGUAAAGAUGGAGAUUGACGAGAAAGAGCUACGCCGAGAGAUUGCAUUUGCGAUCCGAAAUAUUCAUGGUAUUAGGGUGGGCUUGUUCACACCUGAUAUGGCAUUCGAGGCUAUAGUAAAGAAGCAGAUCGCGCGACUAAAGGAACCCUGCUUGAAAUGCGUCGAUCUAGUUGUUCAAGAGCUUUCCAAUGUUGUUCGCAUGUGUACUGAACGGAUGUCACGCUACCCGCGGCUGCGCGAGGAGACGGAGCGCAUCAUCAUGUCGCACGUGCGCUCGCGAGAGCAGCAGUGCAAGGACCAGCUGGUGCUGCUGGUCGACUGCGAGCUCGCCUACAUGAACACCAACCACGAGGACUUCAUCGGCUUCGCUAAAAGCAAAGGCGACAAACGAGCACACAGCCCACCUAAUUGUGCUCAGAAUCAGUCUGAAAGUGCUGCGAAAUCUGGACACCGCACACUUGGGAACCAAGUCAUAAGAAAGGGUUUCAUGUGCAUACACAACCUCGGAAUUAUGAAAGGUGGUUCGCGUGACUACUGGUUUGUGCUGACGUCUGAAAGCAUCUCGUGGUAUAAGGACGAGGAGGAACGUGAGAAGAAAUAUAUGCUGCCCCUCGAUGGACUCAAGUUACGUGAUCUGGAGCAAGGCUUUAUGUCGCGCAGGCAUAUGUUCGCACUCUUCAACCCUGAGGGCAGAAAUGUUUACAAAGACUACAAGCAGCUAGAGUUGUCGUGCGAGACACAAGAUGACGUUGAUUCGUGGAAAGCGUCCUUCCUUAGAGCUGGAGUUUACCCUGAGAAGACAUCGGAAGCCUCAAAUGGGGAAGAAGGCGAAGGAAAUGAGAACUCGGAUAGUGCUGGUUCGAGCAGUAUGGACCCGCAGUUAGAGAGGCAGGUGGAGACUAUUCGAAACCUAGUCGAUUCCUACAUGCGCAUUGUUACGAAGACGACGCGUGAUCUCGUGCCUAAGACUAUAAUGAUGAUGAUCAUCAACAACGCCAAAGAUUUUAUUAAUGGGGAGCUGCUCGCGCAUUUGUACGCAUCGGGUGAUCAGGUAAUAUUAAUUAAAUACCUAAUAAAAUAA
Messenger RNA from Parnassius apollo (apollo), 2208 nucleotides. Lineage: Eukaryota; Metazoa; Arthropoda; Insecta; Lepidoptera; Papilionidae. The record is from the annotation of a GenBank genome assembly.